AUGGACCCUAAAUCAGUAUCAACCUUACCUCAUCCGGAAGUAGAGAUAGCAGAGUUGGGUUGGGACGACGUCAACAAUGUCGACAAUCCCCAGAACUGGCCAACAUGGAAGAAAAUUCUCCACAGCGCAAUUCCAGCUGUGUACGGCCUUGCGCUUACCAUGGGGACUUCGACAUACGUUGCAGGCGUGUUACUUGUUAUGAAACAAUUCUACAUAAGUAGGACUGUUGCACUACUCCCUAUCGUCGUUUACACCAUCGGGUUCUCUCUAGGCCCACUCAUUGCCGCUCCUAUAUCCGAAAUUUACGGUCGCCUUAUUGUAUAUCGAGUCUGUCUUCCGAUGCUGAUGGUGUUCAACAUCAUCGCAGCUGCGUCUGAUAAUUUGACUGUACUCAUCGUCUUUCGGUUCCUCGCAGGCUUUGGCGGCUCAGGUGUGCUGGCUGUAGGCGCAGGUACUGUUGCUGAUAUAUGGAGUCAAAGGCAGGCCGGCCUGGUUGCGUUAACGUACAUCCUCGCUCCCUUUCUUGGACCUACUCUUGGGCCUCUUAUUGGUGCGUACAUCAUCGCCCAAUAUGACAACAACUGGAAAUGGUCUAUUUGGGUCAUUCCAAUCCUAUGCGCACCAAUAGCUGUCUCUCUAUUAUUUAUGAAAGAGACCUCAAAGAGUAGGAUCAUCUAUCUGAAGUCCAGCAAAACAGUAAAGGUUACCCAGGAAGCGCCCGUUACACAACGAAUCAGUAUCGCCAUGUUGCGCCCACUACACAUGAUCUUGCUGGAGCCGCUCGCCUUCUUUCUCAGCCUUUACACGGGUUUCAACUUCGCCAUGAUCUUCUCAUUCUUUGGUUCUUAUUCCUACGUAUACAGUAAGGUCUAUGGAUUUGAUCUGAAAGAAAUUGGGUUGGCUUACAUCGGACUCAUUGUGGGAUAUUUUCUCGCUCUUGUGACGGUUGGAUAUUUUGAUCGCAAAAAAUACCAGCCCGAAUCCCAGAGAACCAACGGGCGGGUUGCACCAGAGCAUCGCCUCUAUGCAGCCAUGUUUGGAAGCUUUCUUCUACCUAUUGGACUUUUUUGGUUUGCAUGGACGCCACGUGAAUCAGUUCAUUGGAUUGUUCCAGUGUUAGCUGGCGUACCGUUCGGCUGGGGAACGCUAGCCGUCUUCCUCGCAUCUGUUACCUACCUCAUGGAUACGUAUCAAGCGACAAAUGGUGCUUCAGCUAUAGCUGCUAAUGGAUUUCUACGGUUCAUUCUGGGAGCCAUAUUUCCUCUUUUCACAAUCCAGAUGUAUGAAAAUCUGGGUAUUCACUGGGCAGGAAGCAUCUUUGCGUUCAUUAGUCUCGCACUAAUCCCGGUACCUUGGGUUUUCUUUUGGAAAGGAAAGGAUCUUAGAAAACGGAGCUCUUACGAAACUUGUAGUUAUUGA
Molecule: messenger RNA, 1419 nt
Organism: Bipolaris zeicola 26-R-13
Lineage: Eukaryota; Fungi; Ascomycota; Dothideomycetes; Pleosporales; Pleosporaceae
Exons: 4
Coding region: 1-1419 (472 amino acids)
Biological process (GO): spermidine transport; transmembrane transport; spermine transport
Molecular function (GO): spermine transmembrane transporter activity; spermidine transmembrane transporter activity
Source: RefSeq, a predicted model, not a curated record